AUGCAGAACCCCGCUAUGAGUCGAACAUUCGAGUCAAUCAGGGAACAACUCUCUCAAUACUCGGACGGGGACAUCGAUGGUGUCGAAUUCAGAUUCGAUUGGGAGGUCCCGGAGAUUGUCAAAUCCAACUACCACGCGAACAAGGAAGUAUGGAGCCCCAGAACGCACGUCGUUCUCUUGCAGGACGCCACUUCCCCUGCCGACGUAAUGGCAACGACAUGCGGGGAGUACCUUACCAGAAACUGGGGCACCUGGAUCCCAAUGCUUGAAAUGAUGUUGGACAGUUAUACGAAAGCGACCCUGAAAGAGCCAGAGGCAGCGUCGUCUUCUUCGGUUCGAACAUCCGCGCUCCAAGCUGCUGCUCUUAUUCUGGGACCAGUUGCUCUGGCAGUGGCGGCUCUUGAGCUUUCAGUCGCAGCUGCUACGAGAUCUAGGCCAGUGGUGAAGCUCGAAAUUCCAGUCGUCGAUGGUGCUUGUGUUGAGCUCUUCGAUUCAGUGGCCGUGCUACACUUUCGCACCCUUGAUGAUGCAAGGACGGCGAUGGGCCUCGUUGAAGCCUGGGAUUGGCUCUGCAGAGCUGUCCGUUCAGCGCCACAAGAUGGGCCCAACCUCUCAUCCUCCUCUUAUGAGUUUGAUCUUAGAGAAAGGGCCAAUGGAAGGAAAUCGCUCAGCGUCUCCAGCCAUUUGGGCAUAAACUCCGUUGAAUUAGGGCAUAGCUGCUGGGAGAAGCUUUUCAAGUCCUGCACACUGGUAUGCGCCAGCUUAGAGGCUCGUCCAAACUCUGAAAAGGGACUCGAGAUAUCGCUUGAUCUCAUGGUAUCGCUAGCGACCGCAGAGUUCCAGGUAGCCGUCGAUGAUGGUAUCGUUUUCGUCGGGUAUCGCACCAUACUAUAUCCUACGGCUGUGCACGGAACUUCAGCCCAGUUCCAUCUUCUCACCGAAUCCAAAGGCCAAAUCAAUCCGUACCUGCAAGAUCACGGAACCAGAGUCUUGACAGACGAUGCGGCCCAGUUCACGAAGAUGCGGUGCUUCCUGGGUUGGUGCACCGAUGCUCAAGUCAAUCUUGGAACUGAGAAACUACCAGCAUCUAUCAAGUUCAAGCGAGCGGCGGUGUUGGCUAGUCCCAAAGUUAAGUUUACUUUUGCAUAUGUGUCAAGCGGGUUAGGCCGCACAGCUAUCCUUGGAAACGGAGGAAGUGCGUUCCAGUUGCAGCAGCUUCUUCUCGGAUUGAAUAUUAAUCUGCUUAAGACAAGGGCUGUGGUCAGAGCGAGCGAAGGCAGAAUCCUGUACGGCUUUGAGUUCGGCGACAUCAUAACGCAACCUGGGCGUGGCAGUUGCAUGAAGAAACUUGAGAUCAACAGACUUGCCAGUAGGGCUUGGAUCGGCAUCGCAAACGAAGUCGACGCCGUUCUUGUGUGCGCGGAACUGGGCGAUGCAAUCACUGCUGCAGACGAGGCAAGAACUCGAAACGAUCUUUGCAGCAAGGUACCCCAAGGGCAGGACUAUCUGGCCGCAACAAUAAACUGCCUCAAGACCUUAGUUGAGCGCCGAAGCAGCGCUCUUGCCGGUGAACUGGAACCCCAAUUACUCCAGGUAUCUGAUGAGCAACUCUGGGACCUCGCGGCGAGCCCGUUCGCAGCAUGCACACACUCUAGCAGCUCAGAGACGUGCUGGCAAAGUGACAAUGUAUUUCAGCGCCUCACAACGCCGAGACUACACCGGCUACGGAACAUUUUGGGGAAGACGAGGUUAAGAUCAAGUCUUAUACCAAUUCCCGCUUCAGGGGCUGUGGUCUUUGGAGCGACUUGGUAG
Molecule: messenger RNA, 1812 nt
Organism: Aspergillus mulundensis
Lineage: Eukaryota; Fungi; Ascomycota; Eurotiomycetes; Eurotiales; Aspergillaceae
Exons: 3
Coding region: 1-1812 (603 amino acids)
Source: RefSeq, a predicted model, not a curated record